AUGUCACUUAUGAAACGCUGUACUUAUGGUGGCAGGAAAGAAGAUUGUGAUGGUGGCGAUGCUUGCGCCAGCACUGAUGAUUGUUCGGGCGAUCUGGUCUGUUACCAUGGAUAUUGCUUUGAAGAUUACGACUACCCAGGUUAA
Molecule: messenger RNA, 144 nt
Organism: Ambispora gerdemannii
Lineage: Eukaryota; Fungi; Glomeromycota; Glomeromycetes; Archaeosporales; Ambisporaceae
Source: the annotation of a GenBank genome assembly